This is a messenger RNA of Lachancea fermentati, 909 nucleotides long. The record is from the annotation of a GenBank genome assembly. Lineage: Eukaryota; Fungi; Ascomycota; Saccharomycetes; Saccharomycetales; Saccharomycetaceae.
AUGUCUAUAAAUGCCUAUAACAAGAGCGGUUUCCCAUGCUCUAUCUACCACUUACCUCCAAAACAAGAAUAUGAUGAUUCAGAGAAUCCACUAUAUAUUUUCAUUCCAGGAAACCCCGGAUUACUCGAAUUCUAUGUGGACUUUCUGACCCUAAUUCAGGAAAAAAAACCUGAAUGGGAGAUUCUGGGAAUUUCUCACGCGGGCAUGAAUUCAUGUGAUACUAUAGAAUGUCCAGUUUAUUCCUUGGAAGAACAAAUCCAACACAAUGUCAAUGUAAUCAAGAGUUUUUCAUCCGAAAAACGGCAAUUAAUUAUCAUGGGACAUUCGAUAGGUGCCUUCAUAGCUCAAAAGGUUGCAAUGCAUGAAGAUCUCGAAGGGAGAGUCAUUCAAGUUGGACUUUUAACGCCGACAGUAAUUGAUAUCCAUCUAAGUGAAAAGGGGACGAAACUCACUCUCAUUAAUAAGUGGUGCCCAAAUUUCCAUGCAUAUGUGGCCCUGCUAAGCUGGAUAUUCUUUGAAAAGCUUCUUCCAGUUUCAGCCACAAGGUGGAUUGUGUCAACUUUUGUGGAUAAAUUGAAAACUCGUAUGGGCGCUGCUGUUUUGGUACUGCUAACAAAUUCCAGAUUUGUCCUUCAAGCAUUGGGGCUUGCAGCUCAAGAAAUGAAAUUAGUUAGAUCAAAUUGGGAGUUUCAGCGUAAAUUCGUCGGCAUGUGUAACAGCGAAAAUAUCAGCAUAUGGAUGCUAUUUAGUAAAUCCGACCAUUGGGUUAGCGAUAAGACCCGCCAAGAUCUCAUAGACUUUUAUGAAGAUAAUUGCAGCUCAAAAAACCUCGAAAUUGACAUUUCAGAGCUAAUCGAGCAUGCUUUUGUGAGGAAACAUACAGAAAUUGUUAUAGAUAAGUACUUUUAG